Molecule: messenger RNA, 3481 nt
Organism: Eublepharis macularius
Lineage: Eukaryota; Metazoa; Chordata; Lepidosauria; Squamata; Eublepharidae
Gene: TBCCD1
Product: TBCC domain containing 1
Exons: 8
Coding region: 122-1789 (555 amino acids)
Biological process (GO): maintenance of Golgi location; maintenance of centrosome location
Cellular component (GO): spindle pole centrosome
Source: RefSeq, a predicted model, not a curated record
CGACGGUGAUUUCCUCAGGAAAAAUCAUAGAUAUCAAAAAAGUCGGCAGAAGAGGUGAUUCGACCGGCUCUUCGUAUUCAAAACAGAAAAUAUAGAUGUGAGAUUCUUGUGGUUGGCUAAAAUGGAUCAACUUAAAGUUAAUCUGUGGGUGAAGAUGGAACCUUUCAUAGUGGGAGCUUUACAAAUCCCACCUCCAUCCAAGCUUAGUAUGCAUUAUCUUCGAAAGAUGGCCACUUAUGUCCGGAUGCGUUCCAGCGAGGGCUAUUAUCCUUAUCUUUUCUGGCCUAUGUGGCGACACAUUGCCUGUGGGAAGCUGCAGUUAGAGAAGGACCUGGCUUGGCUAUAUUUUGAGCUGUUUGACAGUCUUGUUGAACGGACUGCAGAGGAGCGACUGGAAUGGGCAGAGGUGAUAUCGAGCUGUGCAACUGAGGAAGAAGCAGAGAAGCACCGAAACAAGUUAUCUGUGAACACACUGCAGUUCCUGCUGUUCCUCUAUAUACAACAACUAAACAAAGUUUCCCUGAGGACAUCUCUUGCUGGAGAAGAGUGGCCAAAUCUUAAAUCCAAGUCUUACAGCCUGACUGGAGAAUCUGCCAGCCAAAUUAAGAACUGGAAUGAUAGCUACCAUCAAACCUUCGUCCAGAACCACCUCCAGGAUCUUCUAGAACUCUUACUAGAUCCAGACCAGCUUACUGCCUCCUCUCACUCCACUCACAGUAGCCUGGUGACUUCUGAAGCUGUCAGAGCUCUCAGCUUUCUGAUUGAAGGGUGUGUGAACAAAAACAAGACUGUCCAUCCUCUGCAUGAGCUUGCACUUUGGCAGCCAUUGCAUGCAAGCAGUGGUUUUUCAAAGAUCUCCAAAGCUUUCUGUUUCCCCAAGCUAGAGUCUUGGCUGAGGGCUUGUCUGACUGGGAACCCCUUUGGAACAUCAACCUGCCUCAAAUUUGGGAAGAAGCUUGCGUGGGCACAACAAGUUGAAGGAGCAACUAAGCGAGCCAAGAUAGCUUGCUAUACUUAUAUGGUCCCUUCAGGACACCGCAUAGUUGUGAUGAGCCAAGUCUACAAGCAAACUCUGGCAAAGAGCUCAGAUACUCUAGAAGACAGUCAUGUGAAGAUUCAUCGCUGCUGUGAAUCCUUCAUUUAUUUGCUGUCUCCCCUGCGAUCUGUGAGCAUAGAGAAGUGUAGGAACAGCACCUUUGUCCUGGGCCCAGUGCAGACAGUUGUUCAUCUCCAUAGCUGUGAAAAUGUCAAAGUGAUUGCCGUCUGCCGCCUUCUGUCUCUGUCAUCUACCACCAAUUGUACUUUGCACGUUCUCACUCCAACUAGACCACUUAUCCUACUGGGCAACCAAGCAAUAACUUUUGCCCCCUUCCACACUCACUAUCCAAUGCUUGAGGACCAUAUGGGCAGGACUGGCUUGGCUACAGUGCCUAACUAUUGGGAUAAUCCCAUGUUGGUGUGCAAAGAUAACUGUGACUGGAAGGUCUUCCGAUUUCUCCCACCCUCAGAGUUUUACCCCUUUGUUGUUCCAUUUGAAAUGGAAGGUGACACAACAGAAAUACCUAGUGGGCUGCCACUUGCAUACCAGAAGGCACUGAGUGAACGAGAACAGAGGAUACAGAUCUGGCAGAAGACUGUGAAGGAGGCAGGACUGACUAAGGAUCAGAGGAAGACAUUCCAGAUGUUGGUGGAGAACAAAUUCUGUGAAUGGCUAGUCCACACAGGCAGUCGUCAACAGCUUGACAGUCUGGUGCUUCCUGCUGCAGGUUCCAAACAGGCAGCAGGAUAGGAGAGUUUUUGAAAUGCCGUAAUGGUUUGCUCUGGUGAUUCAUUGUGCCAAACGGAAGGUUUUUUUGAAAUGCCAAAUAAUUAAUGCCUCUCAAAUGAUUAGUGCUUUUGUGGCAUUGAUAAGGAAUUUGGCUGGUGUCAUGAUCAAGAUGAUGAUGGACUUUCUCCUUCCCAUUACAGCUGCUAUGGUAUCAUCCCUUGCCUGAAUUUUUCUCAGGAAGACAGACUCUCCCAUCAGGGCCUGCCUAUUGCUUCUUUUGUUGAAACGGCUGAGAACAGUAUUUAAAUUUUCAGCAUAUGUUUUGGUGCCUAGAAAAGGAGUCACUUGGUAUGAACAGAGUCCCAACUGCUGAGUGAACCUCUUCCUUCUAUUAACUGUACAUUGAUCUUUGUAUAAAACUCACUAGAUGUAUUUUUAUAGCAGUUGUUUAGCACUAACUAUGGAAUUUAAUUAAGUGGAUAUGAUUUUUUGUUUUAUGUCGUUUUUCACAUUCAUUGAAUUCUAAAACAAGACUGUCACCUGAAAAGGUUGAGCACACAUCAGGAAAAUAUCCUUGCAGUAUGUAGAGUAACAUGGUGGCUCCUCCAUAUAAAGAAAAUUAAAUAUUAAAUAAAAAAUAAAAAAAUUAAAAAUAAAUAUUAAAUAUAGAAAAUUAAAUAAAAUUAAAUUUUCUGAAAUUAUAUGGGCUUUUCUAUUGAAAAAUGUUGCUUUAGAUAUUUUUAUCCCACUGUUCUCUCACACUGGGGUCUUGAAACAGCUUGCAUACAUUAAACCAAUACAAAUUUAAACAAAAAUAUACCAUCCAUCAGCUCACCAUUAAAAAACUUAAAACAGAUGAGCUCCAAGCAUGUCUCAUGCUGAUUCUGUUGGCAUAGUUCUCGAAGGGCCGUAAGUUUAAAAGCCUUUUGGCUCAUAUCUCUGGUUGAGCUCAGGCUUUAAGCUACCAGCAAAAGGGAAGAAGGGGCAGAUGCUCAGCCCAGGUCUUAUGCAGCCGCAUCCAAAUAUUUCCAUUUCCUAUCCAUGCUCACACCCCUGGCCAGGUGAAGGCUUUUAAGGUACCUGCACAUAGAAGAGAGGCAAAAAUAAGAUAUCAAAAUCAAAUGCCAAAGGGGAAAAAUCUCCUGCAGAAGUAGAGUUUUAAGCUGGAUGUCUUCCAAAUCCCAGUAACGUUUUUGUUAUGUUUUUGAUCUAUAGUGACUUCAAAGCAUGCAUGCCUAAUUAGUCUAAUACUACAAAUGUCAGCUUUCAUUAAUACGCUGGAUUCAUGGUGUUGGAAGGAAUAUCUUAAAAUUUUCCACUUACAAACUCUGUCUUUAAAAUGGUGACGCCUUCCCUGUUUGCUUCAUCCUGAGUAGUUCUGCAUUUCUGAAAGACUGCUUCAUACAUUUGUUGCAGAAUUGUGUUGACAUGAUGUUGCUAUAUCUUAGAAACUCAAAUACAUUCAAGACAGGCCUAUAGAAGCCCAGCAUCACAAUUUUAAUGUCUCCUGUUUAGCCUGUUUCAUGAUUUGUAAUGUGUUGGCUCAAGGUUACAGCACAAAAUAAUUAUGCCCACUUCCAGCAGAUUAAAACUAAUUGUUUUCACAAUAGUUUGAUUAAUGGAGCCGUUCCAGCAAGAUGUGUAUUUAGAAGUCUGGCAUGCCUUAUCCUGGACUUUCAAAAUGGGUUGUAUCAACUUUAAAUGAAAAAAAUU